Messenger RNA from Equus caballus (horse), 4177 nucleotides. The record is from RefSeq and is a predicted model, not a curated record. Lineage: Eukaryota; Metazoa; Chordata; Mammalia; Perissodactyla; Equidae.
ACGUCAGCAUAAAUAGGAAGCGUGAGAGGCACUCUGCUCCCGGGAGACUCCAGCAGCAGGCUGGUCUGUCCAGCGCAGAGAGGGCUGCCUUUAAAGAAAUGUAUUGCUAAACAAGAAAUUAUUAAUCGAAUUCUGGAAAACUGGAUGUAAUCACAGACCUGGCUGUCCCUGGGGGAGAACAGCAGUGGGUGGAGGACAAGAGCUGCUGAGAUAGGCCUGGCCUCCGGGACAGCGAGGACCCUCAACCCCACCCACAGCCAGAACCCACCGGUGCCAGCCCCCUAUUCAUCUGAAGCUGACACAGACAUGGCGCUGACCCGGGAGCUGCUCCCUGUCGCCCUGCUGGCUCUGUGCUGGGGGCUCAGCGUGGCAGGGGCCCAAGGGACCGUCCCGCUGCAGACCCUGAGCUGCCACAACGACUACACCAGCCGCAUCGUCUGCAGGUGGGCGGACGCGCGGUACGCCCCGCGGUUCCUCAACGUGACUCUGCACCGCAGGCUGAACGAGGACCCCCCACAGCCAGUGGCCUGCCGUCUCAGUGAUGACACGUCCUGGUUAGAUGACUCUUGUCUCAGCUGUGUGCCCAGAAGUUGCGUCAUUCCCUACAAGUUUUUCGCCCUUGCUGACAGAGACUACUUCUCAUUCCGACCAGACAGGCCUCUGGGAGCCCAGCUCAACAUCAAUCUGGCCCAGCAUGGUGUCAGAGGGGAGGGGGCUCGGCCGCUGUUUCCGGCCUUUCUUCAUCCCGGCAGCACGAAGCUGUUCCCUAGAAGAGGGGACGGGCGAGGCCGUGGGGACGAGGCCCAGCCCCGGGACCUCCAGUGCUUCUUCGAUGGGGCCGCCGCGCUCAGCUGCUCCUGGGAAGUGAGGACCGAGGUGGCCAGCUCGGUCUCCUUCGCCCUCUUCUACAGGUCCAGCCCUGAUGCGGGGGAGAAGCAGUGCUCCCCAGUGCUGCAGGACCAGCCCGGCAGCCCCUACAUCCUGCACCGAUGCCAGAUCCCCGUGCCCGACCCCAGGACCCACAGCCAGUACCUCGUCUCUGUUCGGCCAAAGGAGGAAGAGAAAUUUAUCAAGAGCUCAGAGAACAUCCAGAUGGCGCCCCCGACACUCAACGUGACCAGGAGCAAAGACGGCUAUGUCCUGCUCUGGAAAGCGGAGGAAAUGAUGUACAAACACAUAGGCCACACCUUCCAGGUCCAGUACAAGAAAGACACAGCCUCAUGGGAGGACAGCAAGACAGCGUCGCUCCAGAACGCCCACAGCAUGUCCCUGCCAUGGCUGGAGCCCUCCACCAAGUACCAGGCGAGAGUGAGGGUCAAGCCCACCCCCGGGAGCUACAAUGGGAUCUGGAGCGAGUGGAGUGAGGAGCGCUCCUGGGGCACUGAGUGGGAGCUGUCCGUGUGGGUCCUGGCACUCAUCAUGGUCUUCGCCACCCUCGUCUUGCUCCCAGCCCUGCGCUUCUGCGGUGUCUAUGGCUACAGGCUGAACCAGAAGUGGGAGGAGAAAAUCCCCAACCCCAGCAAGAGCCACCUGUUCCAGAACGGGAGUGCCGGGCUGCGUCUCCCAGACAGCACGUGGACCCUCAGCAGCAGGAGCUCCCCACCCCAGGGGCCGUGGGGCGGCCGCUUCCCUGAGCUGGAGAGGGUGUCCCCCAUAGACUGUGGGCACAGCGAGGUGUCACCUGUCACCACAAAGGACCCUAAAGAUGCCCAGGACUCACCAUCUGAGCCUGACACGACUCUGGCCCCCUCAGACCUGCCAGCCGAGCGGCCCUGCAGCCCCCAGCUGGGCCUGGCUGCCCCCUCGGGCAGGCCUGAGAGCCGGGUUUCUGGCUUCGACUUCAGUGUUCCCUACCUGGGGCCACCCCACAGCCGCUCCCUGCCUGACAUGAUGGGCCUGCUGGUGGCCCCACAGAUGGACAUGAAGCAGAGGCCGCUGCCUUCAGGAUCCCUGGAGUACCUGUGUCUGCCUGCAGGCGGGCAGGUGCAGCUGGUCCCGCUGUCCCAGGCGAUGGGACAGGGCCGGGCCCAGGAUUUGGAGAAGAAGCCCAGCCCUAGGGCUGAGGGGAGCCCCUCCCUGGAGUCCCGGGCAGACCCCGUCCCUCCCGCACCUGGGCUGAUGGUGGGCGGUCAGGGUCCAAAGGACAGCCCCGCAGCUCUGCCCACUGCCUCUGGGGGUCCUGCAGACAGCAGCGUGGCCUCUGGUUAUGUCACCACGGCCAACCUGACCUUCACCCCACCCGCAAGGGCCCCAUCUGUCUCCCAGGCUCCCCGUCUGGGGCUCCCCUCAGACCAGAACCACAGCGUCUGUCCUGGACUGGCUGGUGGGCCCCCUGGAGCCCCGGCCCCCAUGAAGCCAGAGUUUGAGGGCUAUGUGGAGCUCCCCCCGACCAUAGGCCAGAUCCCCAAGUCCCCUCUGUUCAGUCCUGCUCCUCCUGCCACCAGCAGCCCUGUCCUGAGCCUGGGGGAGCCCCGGGCAGAUGCUGCCCCAGUCUCCCCACAUCCCAAGGGCCUCCUGGUCCUGCAGCAGGUGGGCGACUACUGCCUCCCCUUCAGCUUUGGUGCCUGCCCACUCCCCCUCCAGGCAAGCCCUCCACUCGUGGAAGAGGGACCUCCGACUAAGAUCCCCUGGCCCAAUGCCCUGGCCCGGCCAAGUGUGAAGGACCCGGUGUCACUGCUGGAAAGGCAUCAAGCCACUGCCGGACCCACCAUCACCCGGGGGUGACAACAGGCCUGGAGAGGUGCGGCCGUACCCUGCCUCAGCUGAGCCUCUGGGUCCUGCCUUUCUCCUUGUUCCACCCCUUGGCUCCUUCCCCUGAAUUUUCUGUGUAUCCAGAGGAGCCCACAGUGGUGAGAGCAGCGGUUCUCAAACUUUCUCGCGCCCCAGCAUCACUGCAGAGCUUGUGAAACCCAAAGGUUUUGAUUCAGUAGGUCCUGGGAGAGAUCUGUGAGUUUGUCUUCCUGCCAUCCCAGGUGAUGCCGAUGGUGGUGAUCCGGGGACCGCACCCUGAGGACCCCCUUGUGUAGCAGAAAGCGCUAACACAGCAAUUUCCCUCUGCCCACCACUCACGCUGGACCCUCGAGCAUCUCUUGAAUGAUGCAGGUGCGAUUGUCAUUCAUCGCCCACAUCUGCAUUGUCUAAUUAUUGUGUAGUGGGCAGGGAUUGCUCGUAAUCAAGAGUUUUGAUUCUUUGUUACCUUUUUAUAGCUGACUUUUAAUUUUAUUGUAUUGCGGCAGGAAAUGUAAAUUCCUACUCUGGAAUUUCUUUGAAGUUUUCCCUGUAGCUAAGUAGAUCCACUUUUAUAUAUAAAUUCCCUAGGAAUAAGAGAAGAAAGCAAGAAAGGAUCAUCUCUCUUUAUGUAUUACAUACAUGUUAUGUUAUAUUAUAUGUUAUACACUUACAAAUAUACAUAGUCACCUGUAUAGUCUCACUUGUUAAUUAUUGUUUUAUGUAAGUUGUUUCCAGAGGCAGCAGACAGAAGAGGACAGCAGGCCUGAUUCUACAGUGAGACAGUCUGAGUUCAAACCCCAGCUCAGCUACUUACUACCUUUACAUGAAUUCUCAACCUUCUCCAUGCCUCUGCUUUCUCAUCUGUAAAAUGGAGUGAUAACCGUCAGCUCUUACAUAAUUUCUCUCAUUCAUUCACAAAUAUUUAUCGAAUGUCUGCUGUGUGCCUUGUACCGGGCCAGCUCCAUGACUCCUUGCAAAUAUUUAUUUUAUUAAGUGAUCUGCCAAAUAGGAGACAAGUGUGUUGAAUUUGCCAACUGGGAUUUCGGUUUUAUCAAAUUCUCUUAUAUGUAUAAGGAUUUGCCUUACGGAUUGCCCUGUGCUGUUCAGUUUAAAAAGGUUUGUGAUCAUUAUAUCGUCAAGGAUUGCUAUUUUUUGCUGUUGUAAAUAUCCUUCUUUCUCCUAUUUAAUACUCUCGGCCCUAAAUUUUGUUUAAUCUGAUAUUAACACUACCACCUGCAUUUUAUUGUUGUUAUUGUCAUUAGCAUUUGUCUAAGUAUAUCUUUUCCAUCCCAGUAUUUUCAACUUUCGAGUCCUGUCUUUGAGGGGGUGUGUCUUGAAAACAGGCGAGAGCUGUGUUCAAAAACAUCCACUCCGGUCUGAGGAUCCUUGUCUUCAUGGCUGCUUGCUUUUCUUGUGAUAGCAAAUAGAUAUUUGCUUUUUUGUUUUA